This is a messenger RNA of Trichomonas vaginalis G3, 300 nucleotides long. RefSeq lists its product as uncharacterized. The annotation marks the transcript as partial. The transcript has a single exon. The record is from RefSeq and is a predicted model, not a curated record. Lineage: Eukaryota; Parabasalia; Trichomonadida; Trichomonadidae.
GAACUACUGAACAAAAGAGCUAAGGGAAGAAGCAGGAACAUGAACAAAGGGUGGAAGCCUAUAAAAAUUUAUGUCAAUGAUGGCUCAGGAGGUUCAAACAUAAAGUAUGCAGAAAGUUAUAGAGUUUAUGCUCUCAAAGGUGAAAAGCCUUCAUUUAAGAACAGCUAUUCUAACGCAUAUCCUCAAAAGCUAACGGAUGGGGAAGUGGAUGAUAUGAAUGACAGCAAAAAUAUUAACAGAAAUGGCGACAGAGAUGCAUGGAAUUUGUUUACCAUCAGUCAAUUGAAGGUUAAACUUUAA